AUGGGUGUAAGAAAAAGACCGUUUAUUGUUCGACCACCUCAAAAAUUUCGUGUUGGUAAAUUCGUUUUCGGUCUCUCUGAGAUAGCUGACAACAUCCAAAAAAUCAUUCGUCGCGUUAUUCGACUGGCUUCAUUAUUGGUUUUUUUACCCAGUCUGCUACCAGCUUUUUCUCUGUCGGUGUCCGACGAAAAGCGACUAGCAGAUCACGAACGGUGGAAAGGCCACGUCUUUGAUGACGUGAGCGACUCAAACUACCAUUUUGUCAGCAAACAAAAUCUUAACCUUUAUCAGUUGCGCAACAAAGCGUCAGCAACAGUAUCCAGUGGUAAAAACGGAUACUCGAAAACCAAAGGCCCUUCAUACGGUCAGGAUAAUUUAAAUCAAUAUGGGAAUAAUAAACCAAACUGUACUGAUGAAGAUGAGGAAUUCGAUCAUCGAAAGAAGAUUUGGAAAGCAAGUCUGAUCCUGGGGUCGGUUGGCUUGGCCUUGGGCAAAUUGGGUCUCGUUUCAAUUGUUUCACCAUUUUUGUUUGUGGAGGAUACCACAACAACAACGUCAACAACAUCGACAACAUCAACUAGUACAUCAACAUCUACAUCAACUACUUCAACAUCAACGACAUCAACAUCAACCACUUCCACAUCAACAACAUCGACCACUACUACCCCUACGACCACAACAUCGACAACAACGACACCAACAACAACGACAACAACGCCAACAACUACAACGACAACAACGCCAACAACUACAACGUCGACGACAACCACAACUAUUGCGCCUAUUUCUUGCACCACCACGACGACGAUGACAGCCGGAGAUUACAAAACCAUCCGAAAUCCUGGUGGACAAGUGGCACAGUGUCUUGCCAUCACGGUACCUGUUGGCAGCAAAAUUCAAAUUACUUGCACGGUCGUCUAUACGCAGGCUGGCACCUACACUAUGUUUUACACGAACGGCGGAACAACUCUCAUCACCGGUAUGGCCGUUGUGGGCGUGGUGUACACGUCGACGGACAACACGCUGACCAUCGAAUCCCUGGCCGGCAGUUCCAAUGCUGAGACGCUAUGCUGCUCAUGGACAACAGUUUAA
Messenger RNA from Daphnia pulicaria, 1092 nucleotides. RefSeq names its product cell wall protein DAN4-like. The record is from RefSeq and is a predicted model, not a curated record. Bases 1 to 1092 code for a protein of 363 amino acids. Lineage: Eukaryota; Metazoa; Arthropoda; Branchiopoda; Diplostraca; Daphniidae. The transcript has 6 exons.